UGAUUAGACGAUUAAAGUGAAAACGAAAGCGUUCUGUUUGUACGCCGGACACAGACGUCCAUCACAUGACCGCGCUCCGGUGCGCGCGGGCGGCUGGUCGAGCGCGCCACCGAAGCUCGAGAUCUCCGGGUGACGGUUCCUGCGCGUGCUGAAGUCUCAUCACAGAAUAACGGGGGCAGGACGCUCCUGAUGAACCUCUCUCUCUUCAGCAGUGAAGCUUACCGGGAUCGUUAUGCUUUCUUUCAGGUUUCGAUUUGCUGUAGAUUCCGAAGAUGUAGCCUACUUUAAAGAGUUUCAUUUUGGACUCCAUCAUUUAUCCAGGAGGCUAUAUUAAUACCUGUCCCAGACGCAAGAGAAACAACUUUCCAUUGUUCAUAAUGCUGCACACUCAUGAACGCGAUCCAAUCUAGACCAGGCGACUAAUAAAACUAAUUCAUCUGUUUCAUCAUCUGUUCACGCGGGGAGUUUUGCAGACAUGGCCCGGUGGAUUUGAUCUGUAUGACCGCGCAACAGGACGCAGUUCACCGCCUCUGCUUCAUCACUAUGUUGGGUAUGACGCGCUGUUGGUGAAACUGAAGCUGUUCAGGUGAGAAGCAUCGUCACCUCCGCUCCCUGACACCUGAGAUGGCCCUCAGCAUCACCGGCUCCAUGCGUGAUUCGGAGGGCCUGUCGGUCCUGGAGCAGCUGGGACUGGACCAGAACUCAGAUUUCUCCGACUCCAGCGUGCAGCAGCGUCUGGACGAGCAGCGAGAGAGGAUUCGGAGAGAGAUCCGGAAGGAGCUGAAGAUCAAGGCCGGGGCGGAGAACCUGCGGCGGGCCACCACAGACAAACGCAACGCCCAGCAGGUGGAGAGCCAGUUACGCAGCUCCAGCCGCAAGCUGGACUCGCUCCACACUCAGCUGCAGGAGCUGGACGCCCACAUCGUGGUCAAGGGUCACGACGACAGCAAAGAUGACCUUCAGCCUGUCAGGACGCCGGGACGCUCCUCAGCCAAUCAGGACAGGAUUAAGGCUCUGGAGCGACAGCUCAACAUCGAGCUGAAGGUCAAACAGGGAGCAGAGAACAUGAUCCCCAUCUACGCCAAUGGGGUCACAAAGGAUAAGAAGCUGCUUCAGUCGGCUCAGCAGAUGCUGCAGGACAGUAAGACGAAGAUCGACAUCAUCCGGAUGCAGAUCCGGAAAGCCAUGCAGGCCACCGAACAGACAGACGACAUUCAGGGUAAGCCGGAUCUGUGCGGGGAGGAGCUCCGUAUCGAGGAACUCUGGCAUCAUUACCGUGUUGAACAUGCCAUGGCUGAGGGCGCCAAAAACAUGCUGAGGCUUCUGGGAGCUGGAAAAGCACAUGACAAGAAGGCCAUGGCCGAGGCUCAGUCUAGUAUCAGCGAAGCGUCCCAGCGCUUGGAUCUUCUGCGAAUGUCUUUAGAGCAGCGUUUGGUCAAUCUACCAGAAGAUCAUCCGAAAGUGUGUCUGAUCAAGGAGGAGUUAGUGCUGGCAUCGUCCUCGUCCUUCAGCUCCCGUCACAGCGCCCCCUAUGUUCAUAAUCAAUACAGCACCCUCAGCAAACCCUCGCCGCUCACCGGGACGCUGCAGGUGCGUCUGCUGGGGUGUGUGGGCUUGUUGGAGAUCGUCCCGGGCCGCAGUCGCUCCUCUCCGCUAGUUUUGCCUCACUUCACUGCUGGAGACGGACGGCCCUUCAAACUCACUCUGAGCAGCAGAAACAGCAGCUUCAGCCUGAAGGCUCCCAGCAAGAGCGAAGAGCUGUCCUCGGAGGUGAGCGCCGUGUUGAAGCUGGAGAACUGUGUGGUGGGACAGACGUGCUGGAAGAGUGUUGGUGAACAGACCUGGGAUCAGACCUUCACACUGGAGCUGGAGAGAUCCAGAGAGAUGGAGAUCGCGGUGUACUGGAGGGACUAUCGCUCGCUCUGUGCGCUCAAGUACCUGAAGCUGGAGGACUUUCUGGACAAUCAGAGACACCGAAUACAGCUGGAGCUGGAACCUCAGGGACAGCUGCUCGCCGAGGUGAUGUUCUUCAACCCCGUGAUAGAGCGAGGUCCACGGCUACAGCGGCAGAGGAAGGUGUUUUCCAAGCAGCAGGGUAAAGCCUUCCUGCGCGCUAAACAGAUGAACGUGGACAUGGCGACCUGGGUCCGUCUGCUGAAGAACGCCAUUCCCAUGAGCUCCUCCACACACAGCGACACACACCACACACACCACAGCAGUGAGAUCUCCAUCCAGAAGAUCCAGCUGGACGGCGACUCUCCUCCAUCCGUGACGAGGAAAGACACACAGACGUCAAACACGGUGGACAUUGUUCCAGUGUCUGAGCCGGUCUCUCCUCCUGAUCCCGCUCCUCCGGAGAAGGCUGUCAGGACCAGUUCCCAAAAUUCCAAGCGCAGGUCUUCCAAAAGCACUCUGUGUCUGCAGGAUUUCCGAAUGAUUGCAGUGUUGGGCCGGGGACAUUUUGGCAAGGUGCUUCUGUCCGAAUACAAACGCUCAGGAAAGGUGUAUGCCAUCAAAGCACUGAAGAAAGGGGACAUUGUGGCUCGAGACGAGGUGGAGAGUUUGUUGUGCGAGAAGCGGAUCUUCGAGACGGUGAACAGCGCACAGCAUCCGUUCCUGGUCAAUCUGUUUGCAUGUUUCCAGACGCCAGAACACGUGUGUUUCGUCAUGGAGUACACGGCUGGUGGAGACCUGAUGAUGCACAUCCACGCUGACGUCUUCUCUGAAACACGCUCUGUGUUUUAUUCUGCAUGUGUGGUUUUGGGCCUUCAGUUUCUUCAUGAUAAUAAGAUUGUGUAUCGAGAUCUGAAGCUGGAUAACCUGCUGCUGGACACUGAAGGUUAUGUGAAGAUCGCAGACUUCGGUCUCUGUAAAGAGGGAAUGGGUCAUGAGGACAGAACCAGCACAUUUUGUGGGACUCCAGAGUUUCUGGCUCCUGAGGUUCUGACAGACACGUCCUACACCAGAGCCGUGGACUGGUGGGGUCUCGGCGUGCUCAUCUACGAGAUGCUGGUCGGAGAGUCGCCGUUCCCAGGUGAUGAUGAGGAGGAGGUGUUCGACAGCAUUGUGAAUGAUGAAGUACGUUACCCAAGAUUCCUCUCCAGCGAGGCCAUUGGCAUCAUGAGACGGCUGCUGAGGCGUAAUCCCGAGAGACGACUGGGCUCCAGUGAAAAAGACGCAGAGGACAUCAAGAAACAACCCUUCUUUAGAACUAUGGACUGGGAGGCACUUUUGCAGCGGCAGGUUCCUCCUCCUUUCGUUCCUGCAGUGAAGGGAAAAGAAGACGUCAGUAACUUUGACGCCGAGUUUACGAAUGAAGCCCCGACGCUGACGCCUCCUCGUGAGCGCCGGACCCUUUCACGCAAAGACCAGGACUACUUCAGGGACUUUGACUAUGUGUCUGACUUCUGCUAGGGCACGAGUGUGCACACUGACGCUGCUAGGUGUGGGAGAUGUGGACCAUUGUGACGAGCCAUCAGUCGUUCCUAGUCCACAUCUAGACUGCUUGGCGUUAGGACUGACGCUUCCUCAGAGGCUUCCUGUCAAUGAAACAUGGGUUUGUUCAACAUGAAAACCACUAUAAAGGGUUCGACAUCACCUGACUGCCUAUAAGAGAGAUUGGAGCUUGAGGAAAUUACUCCAUCUGACUGAAGAAGGUGCAUCUAAGAUGAAGAGAUUCAAGAAUCCACAUAAUGUGAAGCUCUGAAAGCCGGAAGGCAAGAUGUUUUUUUGUCCUGUUUGCAAACUCGCAGGAUUUUUAUGUAGUCAGUCAGGUUCUUACAUAACAUUACCUUUAGCACCAGAAGCUAAUGAAGUCAUGAAUCUUGUGUAUAGAGUGCUGCAGGGAUGACGUGUUUCUGUAAGUCAACGAGUUCGCCUUUCAGCACAUCCUGAUUCUUUAAAUGGGUUUUUGGGUUAAUUGUUUGAAAUAAGGUCUAUGUUUAACACAAGCUCAAGAUAUUUUAACAUUUUAUUCAACGACAUGAAAUGCAUCAAUAAUACUCCCCCGUGUUGAAAAAGUCUGUUGCUAACAAAUGGCUAAAUGGGACUUCAGAUGUGAUACGAAGAUUGCUCUCUUGCUAACUAUUCUUAUCAAAACUUUCAGGGAAGAUGUUUUUAAAUGAUGUUAUAAAAUAAAGUUUACUGGGGUAAACUAUUGUUUACUAUACUAUUGUUUUUUUUUUAUUAUUUGGAGGGAAUAAACAUGAUGUUAACUUAUGGGUUGGCCGACAAAAAUUCAUCCCUGCAGCGCUCAAUGGGAGCUUGUUGACUAGCAGAGUCCAGUUUCAUGGUACUGACCCGAGUAAAAUGGCUCGAAUUCUCA
Carassius auratus (goldfish) is the source of this 4324-nucleotide messenger RNA. Its product is annotated as serine/threonine-protein kinase N1-like. The record is from RefSeq and is a predicted model, not a curated record. Bases 625 to 3414 code for a protein of 929 amino acids. The transcript has 22 exons. Lineage: Eukaryota; Metazoa; Chordata; Actinopteri; Cypriniformes; Cyprinidae. Gene Ontology annotation, molecular function: protein serine/threonine kinase activity; ATP binding; small GTPase binding. Gene Ontology annotation, biological process: signal transduction; protein phosphorylation.